UUUUUCUGUGUAUAUAUCCUUCUAUCUGCCUCUGCUUCUGUUCCACAUUCAUUUCAUUCUCUUUCUUUUCUCUUCACUUCAGACAGAAGAUCCAUCACUCAAUACGACACUCCCUUCCGUCGUAUCACAUAGCUUCAUUGAAAAUUGAGCCAUUUUCGGCUCUGUAAUGUUCUAUACUCCUUUCCAAUUACCCGCCGCAGAAGAGAUUCAAGUUCAGGAGAUCCAGUGGGAGAAAGAGCGAUAAACCUGCUAGUUGUUUCCCGAAUCCAAUUCCAUCGUAAUUCACGAAGAAACAAAGAAGGCUUGGACAUGGAUGAGAAGAUUAUGAAAGAAGCUGACGUAGCGGAGGUUGGGAAGAUUGUGAAAGAAUCUGAAGUUGCGGAGGUGGACGCGGUUUCCACCGCAAAAUGCUGCUGCUGCGGAUUGGUGGAAGAGUGCACACUCGCAUACAUUAUGCGUGUGAGAGAGAGAUUCGGGGGAAGAUGGAUAUGUGGUUUAUGUUCCGAGGCAGUGAAGGAAGAAAGAGCGAGGUCAAAGAGCGAGGAGAAGCUAAUCACAAUGGAUGAAGCUUUAAAGCGACACACCAAAUUCCGCCAACAGUUUAGGUCUUCUGCUGCUACUGAUCAUAAGAAAGAUUUCAUACAUGCUGUGAGACAGAUAUUUUUUAGGAGUUUGGAUUCUCCUAGGAAGAAGGAAAGUUUUGCUUGUAGGCCUCUUGGUAGAUCUAGUAGUUGCUUCCCAGCGAUGGAAACAACUCCGCCGAGGACGACAGAGACACACACAGAGUGAUUCAAUUCAUUGGUAUUCAUCGGGUACUUUUGUUAUAAUAAUGGUAAGAAUAAGGAUAGACAUUGGACAUUGUUAGUGGAUCAAGGUUUAGUUAGAAAUAGCUGUGUCUUGUAUUCUGAUGUUGUUUAUGUUUUUAGUUCAGAGGUUGUUUUGUUUUGAAGAUUAUGGUUUAUGUUUUUUCUUUGGCAUUGGUGAUUGAAUGGAUGAUGGUUGAAAGGAGUUUUCCUUCCUGGACUUCAAUCACUUGGUUGUAAUUUUAUUUUGAUACUAGCAAUUGAACUUUAGUUUUCGUAUCGUUGGAUCGAAUUCAGUUUAUGAAAUUUAUUUGAAGCUAGCUUUUGUUUUUA
This is a messenger RNA of Vicia villosa (hairy vetch), 1136 nucleotides long. RefSeq lists its product as uncharacterized. The record is from RefSeq and is a predicted model, not a curated record. The transcript has 2 exons. NCBI's taxonomy places the organism in Eukaryota, Viridiplantae, Streptophyta, Magnoliopsida, Fabales, Fabaceae. Bases 310 to 789 code for a protein of 159 amino acids.